Molecule: messenger RNA, 882 nt
Organism: Kazachstania africana CBS 2517
Lineage: Eukaryota; Fungi; Ascomycota; Saccharomycetes; Saccharomycetales; Saccharomycetaceae
Gene: ATG3
Product: Atg3p
Exons: 1
Coding region: 1-882 (293 amino acids)
Biological process (GO): autophagosome assembly; nucleophagy; autophagy of mitochondrion
Cellular component (GO): cytosol; cytoplasmic ubiquitin ligase complex
Molecular function (GO): Atg8-family ligase activity
Source: RefSeq, a predicted model, not a curated record
AUGCUGAGAUCAACAUUAAGCAGUUGGAGAGAGUAUUUGACACCCAUUACAAACAAGUCUACCUUCUUAGUGACGGGACAAAUAACACCGUUAGAGUUUCAGCAUGCCGGUGAUUACCUCGUGAGCAUGUUCCCCAUUUGGAAGUGGAAUAAUGAUGGAAGCAACAUUAAUUUCAGAGAUUUCUUGCCGCAUGACAAGCAAUUUUUGGUUUGUAGGAAGGUUCCCUGUCAUGCAAGAGCGCAGAGUUUGAUAGACGCCAGUGAUAAGUAUGAUUUUGAUAACGAUGAGUUUGUGGAUGGGAAAGAUGGCGAAAUUAACAAGGAGGAAGAAGAAAGCAUCGAUGAUAUCGACGAGCUUAUUCAAGAUAUGGAGAUUAAAUCAGAAGAUGACGACGUAGUCAAUGGGCAUACGAUGUUAAAAACGCAUGCAAAUGAAAACCAAAGAUAUUAUGAUUUAUACAUCACAUAUUCCACCUCGUACAGGGUUCCAAAAAUGUAUAUAGUGGGAUUUGGAUGUGAAGGCACCCCAUUGACCUCUGAGGAAAUGUUUCAAGAUAUUACAAUGGAAUAUAGAGAUAAGACAGCUACCAUAGAAAAGUUACCUUUUUUCAAAGUUCCAAUUUUAUCUGUUUCUAUUCAUCCCUGCAAGCACGCAAACGUCAUGAAGACUUUGCUGGAAAAAGUACGUUUGGUUAAUCAAAAGAGAAGACGAGAAUUGGAAGGACAAGAGAAUCACAUCCGUCAUGAUGAUGACGAGUGGGAAGAUCUGCAAGAUGAUGUUAACGAUACUCUUAAAAUAGACCAGUAUUUGGUUGUCUUUUUGAAAUUUAUAAGUAGUGUCACCCCCACAAUCGAGCACGACUAUACAAUGGAAGGUUGGUAA